Molecule: messenger RNA, 4205 nt
Organism: Jaculus jaculus (lesser Egyptian jerboa)
Lineage: Eukaryota; Metazoa; Chordata; Mammalia; Rodentia; Dipodidae
Gene: Gopc
Product: golgi associated PDZ and coiled-coil motif containing
Exons: 9
Coding region: 1-1392 (463 amino acids)
Biological process (GO): negative regulation of protein localization to cell surface
Cellular component (GO): trans-Golgi network transport vesicle; Golgi apparatus; membrane
Molecular function (GO): transmembrane transporter binding
Source: RefSeq, a predicted model, not a curated record
AUGUCGGCCGGCGGCCCGUGCCCGGCGGGAGCCGGCGGCGGCCCAGGAGGCGCCUCCUGCGCCGUGGGGGUGUCCCCGGGCGGGGUGUCCAUGUUCCGGUGGCUGGAGGUGCUGGAGAAGGAGUUCGAUAAGGCCUUUGUGGAUGUGGACCUGCUUCUGGGCGAGAUCGAUCCGGACCAAGCGGACAUCACUUAUGAGGGGCGGCAGAAGAUGACCAGCCUGAGCUCCUGCUUUGCUCAGCUGUGCCACAAAGCGCAGACGGUGUCCCAGAUCAACCACAAGCUAGAGGCACAGCUGGUGGAUCUGAGGUCUGAGCUGACAGAAGCCCAAGCAGAGAAGGCUGUACUGGAGAAGGAAGUACAUGACCAGCUUUUGCACCUACACUCUGUUCAGCUUCAGCUUCAUGCGAAAACUGGCCAAAGUGUUGACUCUGGUACCAUUAAGGCAAAGUUGUCUGUCCCUUCUGUGGAGGAGCUGGAAAGAGAGCUUGAAGAGAAUAAAAAAGAAAAAGUAAAAGAAGCUCAACUUGAAGCUGAAGUGAAAUUGUUGAGAAAAGAGAAUGAGGCCCUUCGUAGGCAUAUAGCUGUCCUGCAGGCCGAAGUUUAUGGAGCAAGACUGGCUGCUAAGUACUUGGACAAGGAACUGGCAGGAAGGGUCCAGCAAAUACAGCUACUAGGACGAGAUAUGAAGGGACCUGCUCAUGAUAAACUUUGGAACCAGUUAGAAGCUGAAAUACAUUUGCAUCGUCACAAAACUGUUAUCAGAGCCUGUAGAGGACGGAAUGACUUGAAGAGACCCAUGCAAGCACCCCCAGGCCAUGAUCAAGACUCCUUAAAGAAAAGCCAAGGAGUUGGUCCAAUUAGGAAAGUGCUUCUCCUUAAAGAGGAUCAUGAAGGCCUCGGCAUUUCAAUCACAGGUGGAAAAGAGCAUGGUGUUCCAAUCCUCAUCUCUGAGAUCCAUCUAGGGCAGCCUGCUGACAGAUGUGGAGGGUUGCACGUUGGGGAUGCUAUUCUGGCAGUAAAUGGAGUUAACCUAAGGGACACAAAGCAUAAAGAAGCUGUAACCAUACUUUCCCAGCAGAGAGGAGAGAUUGAGUUUGAAGUAGUUUAUGUGGCUCCUGAAGUGGAUUCUGAUGAUGAGAAUGUCGAGUAUGAGGAUGAGAGUGGACACCGUUACCGUUUGUACCUGGAUGAGUUAGAAGCAGGUAGUAAUCCUGGUGCUAGUUGCAAAGACACAAGUGGUGAGAUCAAAGGGUUACAAGGUUAUAAUAAGAAGACAGUCACUGAUGCUCAUGAAAAUGGAGACCUUGGAACUUCAAGUGAAACUCCACUGGAGGAUAGUGCUCCAAAACUAGACGAUUUGCAUAGUCUGUAUCAUAAAAAACCAUAUUAAUUUGACUGUUUCCAGAUAAAACUGUCAGUCAAACUCUUCUGAAUUUGGGGCACCGGAGAAGGAUGAUGGUGGCAAUUGUACAAGAUCAAGGGAGGCUGUUUGUGGCCUAAAUAAAGGCAGGUACCUCAGGGCUUCAUAUGAACAAUUAUCAGUACAUAAAACCUUGUUUUCUGUGCUAUACUAUAAAUAGCAAUUGCAUGUAAAACAAUUUUGAUUUACUUGGAAUUGUAAACACCAAAAGCAUGUGUUUCCUAAAGAGUAUUACUAGGCUCUUUAAAGUACCAAAUUAAGUGCUAUUUUACUUGGCUCCUUUUUGUACUUAAUAGGACAGUGCUAACUGGAAUUUUAUUAGUAGUCUUUCAAUACAACAGAGUAUUCAUUUCAUAUAUUCCCUAACAUUAACUGUGGAAUUUCAAAUGACUUGACUGUAUUAAUGCAGAAAUUUAGUUUGACUUAUUUUGCGUAACUGAAAAAAAGUAUUUUAGGUUUAAAAAACAUGUAUUGCGUAUUCCUGAUAGCUAAGUUAGUCCUUCAUGAUCACUUAUGUAAUGAGUUGGCCCUCUAGCUUUAUUCAAUGCAGUAAAAAAUUAGUUUUCUUUAACCAACCCUUUAUCAAUCAGUGCUGCACUAGAAAUAGUUUCUGAAAAGUUCCUGUACAUUUUACUUUGGGGUUUUAAAAGAAAUCCAAAUAUGUAUACAAUGCCUAUUCCUAAUUAUGUUGAUCAGUGUACACAGUAUUGGAACAUUACAUUAUUAUUAAUAUGUAACCUUAAAUGUUUAUUUUUGGGGGAUCUAUGAAAGACAGUUUACACAUUUUUAGUUGUUCAUAAAGUUUGUCUUGUAAUAGUCAGGAAACAUUAGUAUGUCAUUCAAACAAUUAUUUUCUUUUAGUACCUGAUUUGCCAGUCAUCUGAAAAACUAAGGAAGCUAAGGUGGGCACGAUAAGGUGAAUACAUUUUGAUACAGUAAUUGUAGUGGCUUUCCUAUCAGUAUGUUUGACUAAAGCAAUUUUCAUUUGUAAUCUAUGAAUCUGCUGGUUAUCUUGUUUCAAUUAAGCAUAGAGAGCUUCAUAUUUACUGUUCUGCAGGCCAUUGGGCAAAGUCAUACUUCAUUUAAAUCGGUGAUUUUUCCUAAUGUCACUGUUUUAAAUGAUUUACAUUUAAGGGAGUAUUAAGUGGAAAAAAGCCUACACAUAAGGCCUUUAGAAUAUUAUCAGUAUCUUUAUUUCUGGUUUGCUUGCUUUCCCCAGAUGCACUAUAUUAUUUGUUCAAUGUUACAUCUAUAAAGUGUAUAUAUUUUGUGAUUUUGCUAUUUAUAAAUUUAGUGUUUUAACUUUUACUCAUUUAUGGUUUGUUUGGGUUAUUUUAUUCCUUUGUACAUCACCAUGUUAAUUCAUAACUAAAAGUGUAUUUUAUAAUAUAUAUUAUUACUGAUAUUAAAAUAUGUUGUAGCACAACAUUGCCUGUAAGCAAUCACUAGUGUUUUAAUUGUACAAGUGAAUAAACAAGUUACAUAUUAUUGUUUGCUCCUGACAGGGUAGACCACUUCCAAGAACCAUUUUUUUCCUCAUAUAUUUCUCCUAUGCCAAAUAUAUGGCCCUAUGAAUGGCUGAGUGGGAUCUGCAGACUGGAUUUUAACCAUUGCAUUUAUUCAACAACAAAAAGUGUCCAUGGUAGCAAAUCUGAAACCUUAAUUGUUGUGACAUGAAACCCUGUUAUUGUUGUUUUCUUGAAGCAUAUCCUGGUUAGAAAUGACCGUGGCGUUGUUUUUAAAGGAAUGUGCUUUAUAUACCAUGGCUGGAUCCUUUGGAAAUAUAAAGUAUAAUCUUUUGGUAUAAAAACUGAGUAAAAUGUUUUUAGAACCAUGAAUUGGACUUUUUGUGAGGUCCCCAUGUACUCUGAAAGAUUGUAUGAGACAGUUUUGAUAUAAAUUUCUUUCAAGGACUGAGAAACAGAAGAAAGUUUUCCCAAUACUUUAAAUUCCCUUCCAGGUUAUCACCCUUCCAUCCUUGUUGCUUCAUUGUUUGGAAGCAGCCUGAGAGCUCUGUUGCUUACAUGGUGCUAGCAGCUUCCUGCCAUGGGUCAGAAAAUACCUAGGUUGAAGUUAGUUUUAGGAUACAUGGCUUUUGGGGAUGAACUAGGGUUUUAAACUUUUUCCAAAGCACUGAGAAUUACUUUUUGAAUUUCACUUUACAAGACAGCAAAGACACUCUAGGAUAGUGCCACACAGACAGGGAGGGAACUGUUACAAGCCAUGACAGUAAAAAGGCCAAGGAAAAAAAUCCAUGAAGGCACAAAUAAUUGAGAACAAUUGUUCAGCAGAAUACAGAGCUGUAUGUACAUAAAUAUAUUUGCACUUAACCUCUAAAGUUAUCUUCUACGGUUUCUCUGUUAGGAAUAUGAUAUAAAUGCACACAUUUGUUUGGGGACAUAUCAUUAAAAUAAAUUUAUGAAAACCUUGUGAGCCUCGGUAAUGAAAGCCUAGCAAUUACCAGAAAUUAGUACAACCCAUUGAUGGUGCUGGAUUCUUCCCCAUGUCUGUGGACUAAUUUUGUUUCCAUAUUUAUAAACAAAAAUAUGUUGGCUCACAUGUUGUAAGUUACAAAUUAUUUAGCAUUUUUAUUAUAUAAUCUACUAUUCAUGCAUCUAGGCUUCCACAUAGGGUCAGCCUCAAGACAUAGGAUUUAUGAUAAAUGUAUCCAGCUAAGUUAAACUUAAUAUUUGUAUUAGCCUAUAAAUAAAAAGGGCAUCUUUUGUAUUAAAAUGGUAUUGAUCACAUUUUAAAGCAAUAAAUGUUUUGCUUCUUUCACAGUA